Molecule: messenger RNA, 432 nt
Organism: Erythranthe guttata (spotted monkey flower)
Lineage: Eukaryota; Viridiplantae; Streptophyta; Magnoliopsida; Lamiales; Phrymaceae
Source: RefSeq, a predicted model, not a curated record
AUGAGUGACGAGAUUGAACUAUCGCUCCCAAUAGCCAAUGUAGGACGGAUGAUGAAGAAGAUCCUCCCACCAAGUGCAAAGAUUUCAAGAGAAGCAAAAGAGAGAAUGCAACAAUGUGCAUCGGAAUUCAUAUGUUUUGUAACCGGCGAAGCAGCCCAUCGGUGUCAAAAGGAGAAUCGAAAGACGGUGAACGGAGACGACAUAUGCUGGGCUUUGAGUUCACUAGGCUUCGACAACUAUUCAGAAGCCAUGUUAAGGUACUUGGAAAACUUUAGGGAGUUUGAGAGAGAAAGGGCUAACCAAAAUAAUUAUAAAGCUAAUAAUAAUUGCAUUGAAGAGAAAGAUGAAGAAACGAGCUAUGAAGAUAUUACCACUUCAUUUGAUUUUGGGAUUCUCGAGAGAGGAGGAGCAUCCUCAGCAAAGCACUCUUGA